Molecule: messenger RNA, 1376 nt
Organism: Fusarium oxysporum Fo47
Lineage: Eukaryota; Fungi; Ascomycota; Sordariomycetes; Hypocreales; Nectriaceae
Product: acyl-CoA dehydrogenase/oxidase
Exons: 3
Coding region: 84-1376 (430 amino acids)
Molecular function (GO): oxidoreductase activity, acting on the CH-CH group of donors; flavin adenine dinucleotide binding
Source: RefSeq, a predicted model, not a curated record
GCUUUAAUAAUUACCACCUUGCAAAUAUUUUAAUUUAGAAGGAAUUUCGCUCAAGUUUCGAAACGUUAGCAACAUCCUCGAGAAUGUCACCUGAUCCUAAGCUGCAUUUACCAGAAAAUGUGCCAUGGAGUGAACCUGCGUGGUACCGUACUGGCAACUCGGCCUACAUCAAUGUAUCCCACCGGAAGAUGAGGGACAGUAUCCGGAAAUAUGUUGAUAAGCAUAUCCUCCUACAUGCCUUAGAAUGGGAAGAAAAAGGCGAGGUUCCACGGUCAGCCGCAAUUGACUACUGCAGGUCCGGAAUUCCUUUCGAGGAUGUACCAGAAGAAUUCCGACCUAAGGAUAUCCCCAACCUAGCACAAAUCCCCCAGAGCGAUUUGGACGCCUUUCACUUCCUCAUUGCAACUGACGAGAUGGCUCGUGUUGAAGGUGGGGUUUCUAUUGCCCUUGGCGGUGCAUCUACAAUUGGGCUACCACCAGUUCUCCAUUAUGGGACACAAGAACAAAAGUCUCGUUGGCUUCCAGGACUGUUUUCGGGUAAUGUCAAUUUCUGCCUAGGCAUCACGGAGCCUGGUGGUGGUUCAGACGUGGCCAACAUUCGAACCACAGCGGAAAAGUCUUCAGACGGCAAAUUCUACAUUGUGAACGGUGCGAAAAAAUGGAUCACGGGCGCUCUAUGGGCAACUCAUAUGACAACCGCUGUACGAACUGGUAGCCAAGGUGCUAAAGGUAUCACUGUCCUCGAGAUCCCGCUCGAUAGCCCCGGUGUGUCUCGAAGAAAAAUCUUUAAUAGUGGACAAAACGCCGGAGGGGCUAGUUUUGUAGAUCUGGAGGACGUCGAAGUUCCUAUUGAUAAUCGAAUUGGUCUAGAGAAUGAGGGCUUUGAAAUCAUUAUGAAGAAUUUCAAUAGGGAAAGGUUUGCGCUUGCAGUUGGGUGUAACCGAAAGAGUCGUACCUGUCUCGCUAUGGCGUUUUCAUAUGCCCUAGAGCGCAAGACUUUUGGGAAGAGGUUGAUGGAGAAUCAAGUCAUACGGCGCAAACUCGCUGAAGUUGCACACCGCGUCGAAGCUCACUGGGCUUGGCUUGAACAGAUCGCCUUUCAAGUCAAUUCAUCUAGUCUAGGCUGGCAGACACCGAACAUUGCAAGUCAAAUAGCCCUGGCCAAAAUCCAAGGCGGGCAGAUGUUAGAAUUCGCAUGUAGAGAAGCACAGCAAAUCUUUGGAGGCGCAGGUUAUCAAAAGGGCGGCCGUGGAGCGACGGUGGAACAGAUUAGCCGUGACCUUCGGAUGUUUGUGGUUGGCGGCGGCAGCGAAGAGAUUAUUACAGAUCUAGUCCUUAGACAGGAGAUAAGGGACUUUAAUUUUAAUAAUUAUUAA